UAGGAAGAAUAUCUGCUGAGCGGGAAGCAGUAUUUAUGUCAGUCACGCGCAAUCUCGUUGUCCUCUCGUUCAUCCUUUUUACAGGAAGUAGCACACAGUACCCGUGAUCAUUAAUCUGCCAUCAUGGGGGCCUACAAGUAUAUGCAGGAGAUGUACCGCAAGAAGCAGAGUGAUGUGCUGAGAUUCCUGCUGCGUGUGAGAUGUUGGCAGUACCGCCAGCUCUCCGCCAUUCACCGUGCUCCUCGCCCCACCAGACCCGACAAGGCAAGAAGGCUUGGGUACAGGGCCAAGCAAGGCUAUGUUAUCUACCGUGUACGAGUCCGCCGUGGUGGCCGCAAGCGCCCAGUGCCCAAGGGAUGUACCUAUGGCAAACCCGUCACCCAUGGUGUCAACCAGCUCAAGUUUGCACGAUCUCUCAGAAGUGUUGCUGAGGAGCGUGUUGGUCGCAAGUGUGGAGGACUCAGGGUGUUGAACUCAUACUGGGUGGCAGAAGACUCCACAUACAAGUUCUUCGAGGUGAUCUUGGUUGACCCAGCCAACAAAACAAUCCGUCGCGAUCCCGAAAGCAACUGGCUGUGUCGUGCUGUUCACAAGCACCGCGAGCUGCGUGGACUCACUUCUGCUGGGCGUUCUUCACUCGUGGUCUAGGAAAGGGACACAAGUUCACCAAGACAAAUGGUGGCUCUCGUCGUGCUUACAUGAUCAAGCACAAUUCACUCAGUCUUCGCAGAAAGCGUAAAUUUUUUCAUCGGCUUGUAUGUCAUCUACAGUCGACAAUAAAAAAAUGCUCUGCCAAA
Messenger RNA from Haliotis rubra (blacklip abalone), 797 nucleotides. RefSeq names its product 60S ribosomal protein L15-like. Gene Ontology annotation, molecular function: RNA binding; structural constituent of ribosome. Gene Ontology annotation, biological process: cytoplasmic translation. The transcript is spliced from 4 exons. Bases 124 to 648 code for a protein of 174 amino acids. Gene Ontology annotation, cellular component: cytosolic large ribosomal subunit; ribosome. NCBI's taxonomy places the organism in Eukaryota, Metazoa, Mollusca, Gastropoda, Lepetellida, Haliotidae. The record is from RefSeq and is a predicted model, not a curated record.